CCACAUCGUGUCGCCCUCCUGCUUGUUCGGGCAUCGCGAGCGGUACAGAAGUACCGGGCUAAGGUUGACUUGGAGCGUCGAUCUAGAGUGCUGAGGGUCUUGUACAGACGCCCAUUGGCUGAGAUGUUCCGAGUUGCACAGCUUUGCAAUCAAACAGUACCAUGCCGAUAUCCGGGCGCGAGCGAAAGAGAGAGAGGGAAAUACCUGCGUGUGAUGGACAGCACAGGUGCGGACCAGGAUCCAAAUACAACCUGCAUGUUCAGACGAUGGGUUGACCAACUAAAUCCGUUUGCUCACUGA
Colletotrichum orchidophilum is the source of this 300-nucleotide messenger RNA. RefSeq lists its product as uncharacterized. The transcript has a single exon. The record is from RefSeq and is a predicted model, not a curated record. The annotation marks the transcript as partial. Lineage: Eukaryota; Fungi; Ascomycota; Sordariomycetes; Glomerellales; Glomerellaceae.